GGUUCUGUACGUUCUCUUGAAACUGCGCCUUUCUCAUUUUGUUGGUCCCAAAGACAAACGACCCAACCCAGAAAAACAAAAAAAGGCGAAGAGAAAAAUGCAGCAGCAAGGGAGCAAGAGUGGAUCUGAGAUGGAGGUUACUUGGGAGGACCAGCAGAACAUUAACACCUUCAGCCGUUUGAACAACCGAUUCCACGACCUCGAUGACGAAAUCAAAUCCGCCAAGGAAAAGUGUGAUAACUUAGAGGAUGCUGGGAACGAGUUGAUCCUUGCUGAUGAGGAGAUGGUGCGGUUUCAAAUCGGGGAAGUGUUUGCUCAUGUGCCAAGGGACGAGGUGGAAACAAGGAUAGAAGACAUGAAAGAGGCGACCAGCAAAAGCCUUGAGAAGCUUGAGGAAGAGAAGGAAUCGAUAGUGUCACAAAUGGCAGCGUUGAAGAAGGUAUUGUAUGCUAAGUUCAAAGACUCCAUCAAUCUUGAAGAAGAUUAAUAAGAUCCAACUUGGUAUCUUUAGUAUUUGCAUUAUUCAGUUUGAUGAUUAUACCGAGUGUUGUAGACCAAGGAUUCUCGAAUUUAACAUACUGGUUUUGUUCUCUGUGGA
Capsella rubella is the source of this 598-nucleotide messenger RNA. RefSeq names its product probable prefoldin subunit 4. NCBI's taxonomy places the organism in Eukaryota, Viridiplantae, Streptophyta, Magnoliopsida, Brassicales, Brassicaceae. Gene Ontology annotation, cellular component: cytoplasm; prefoldin complex. The transcript has 3 exons. Bases 98 to 487 code for a protein of 129 amino acids. Gene Ontology annotation, biological process: protein folding. The record is from RefSeq and is a predicted model, not a curated record.